Molecule: messenger RNA, 1128 nt
Organism: Capsella rubella
Lineage: Eukaryota; Viridiplantae; Streptophyta; Magnoliopsida; Brassicales; Brassicaceae
Product: UPF0496 protein At3g28270
Exons: 1
Coding region: 1-1128 (375 amino acids)
Source: RefSeq, a predicted model, not a curated record
AUGUCGAAAUGCUCAGGACACAUGAGUGCUUACAAAUCCGCUUGUAAAGAGCACUCAGACCUCAAAUCCUUUGAUUCUUCACUUCAACAACGAACCAUCAAAGUGAUAGACAAGCUCACUGCUAAAGCCGAGACUGGGACUGGGGUGUUGUCCCAACAUGAAAUACACAUAGAAAUCUCCAAGCACCAACUUGAAGUAAGCCAAGAUGUGGCAAACUUCAUUCUUGAAAGGGAAGGCGAUGUGUGGGAGAGCAACGCUCUAAAAUCUUUGGUCUUGGCAUAUUUUGACAAUACUCAUGAAACAUUAAAGAUUUUUGGUGACGUAAUGGGAUGCGUGGAAGAAGCAGAAAAUGGCAAAGAUUACAUUCAAAUAGCCGUGGACAACUUUGACAAAGAGUCGGCGAAAAAAGAUGUUGGUGAAAAAAAGAAAAAGUAUGAAGAAACCAUAAAGUAUCUAAAGAAGUUUGAAGACCUUGGAGAUGUUUUCGAUAGCGGCAAGCUCACGGCUCAAAUCGAUUUGUUAAAAAAGCAACAAGAAUCUCUUUUGGAGAAACUCUGUGAAGCUAAAAAUAAGCUUGAUGAAGAACUGUGUGAGGCUAAAAAGAAGCUUGAUGAGGUACAUGAAACAAAUAAAUUUUGGAAUGUGGUUUUCGGCGCGGGGAUUGCUCUUGCUGUCGUCGCAUCAAUAGCUACAAUGGGUAUAGCCGCGGGUGUAGCAGCACCAUUGCUUGCGGUGGGAUGGAUACGCGUCAGCCAUUACUUGGAGAAUAAGAUUGAGGAUCUGAAGAGACAGCAGGAAGAUGGGAACAAACAGAGAGGUAUAAUAGAUAUGAUAGAGAAGGGUACGGUAACCAACAAAGAAUCGAUGAUGACAGUGUCUGCACUAGUCAACCUUCUAAAAACAAAGAUAUCGUUUAUUUUAAAAGUUGUGAAUGAAGCUACUGGUGAUGAAGAAGAUGAGGUGACAACAGAACUUGUCCUCAAAAUGCUCAAGGAGAAAGUAGAUAAACUGACAGAGCAAAUCAAGGAGGUUGUUGAAUCUGUAGAUAAGCAUAGCACACUGAUCCUUGAGGCAAAGUAUCACGUCCUCCAAAAGAUCAACGGUUCUGGAAAAUAUCAUCGCGGUUAA